Striga asiatica is the source of this 1170-nucleotide messenger RNA. Lineage: Eukaryota; Viridiplantae; Streptophyta; Magnoliopsida; Lamiales; Orobanchaceae. The record is from the annotation of a GenBank genome assembly.
AAAAAACAAAAAAACCAACCAUGCUUGAUCAAAUGUCUGCUGCAAUCCCUCGUUUGCCCCAAGACAACAACAAUUGCAUCGAUCGGUCCUCCUCCGACGAGAUAUUGCAAUUCAGGCCAAACAACCACCAAGAACUUGACGACUCCGGCGUCUGUUCGCCGCCGCUAUGGAAAAACAGCCCGAGCCCGUCUCACCCCUCCUCUGCCUAUCCCCAAAUUCGAGAAGAAAAUCCAUCGCCAGCGGCCAAAGGGAGCUUAUGGAGAUGCUGAAAGACAUGCCCGAGUCAUCGUACGAGCUGUCCUUACAAGAUCUGGUCGAGCAUCACCGACAGAAAAUGGAAAUUGAUGAUGUUGAAGGCCCUCAUCUGCAAAAUAGGGCUAAAAAUCGGGCCGUUUUUGUGAAGAAGGUGAAGCGCCACAGAGGUUUUGAGGACAGGGGCUUGUUUCUGAAAAUGGGUUUCCCGUUUAAUUUGCAGUCGAGGAAGGUUAAGAGGAUUGGGGAUAGCAGUAAUUCGAUGUCGCCCAAGCCUGAGAGGGAUUGGUGGAAGAAGAAAUUUACUGGCUCCAGUGAUAGUGAGAGCAGUCGAAUUAGCAGCGAUAGCGGCCGGAGCUAUGGAGGCGGCAGCCAAAGGGAAAAUGAAGGCAUUCUAUCUGGCUGCUGGCAAUUGUUUCAGUCCAAAAGCAGUAAAUCUGUAUAGUAGACUAAAGAAAUGACCAUUUCUUUUGUGGUUCUGGGCAUAUGUAUGUAUAAGACUGUUUUAUGCUGUAAAAGGGUUAUUUUGUUCCCCUUUUCUUUCAUAAUUUUUGAAACUUUUAGCCAAGAAAAUUUAACAGUUACUUAAGUGAAGGGUUGUGUGCAUUUUUUCUGCUGUGAUGUCUUUGUACACUUAAUGAUUUGUUCAGAUGUUGGAGUUAGUUUCCAUAAGCACAAGUUGAACCAUCUAUAGCACUUGCCUUCUGGAACUGAAAAUGAAAAAAAAAAAAACAUUAGUGGUGAAGCUCAGAUAGUCAGAUGUACUUGAGAAAUCGUUAUUUUCCCUGAACCUCUCACAAAGAGAAGGGUCUCAUAGAGCUGGGAUUAGAAGUUCUUAUCAUCACUGCCACACCAUUUUCACCAUCCAAUAAAUCAAACAGAAAAUCAUACAAAAAAAAUAAAUAAAUAAAUAAAAAA